Messenger RNA from Scleropages formosus (Asian bonytongue), 3074 nucleotides. It is a transcript of the gene vps16, whose product is annotated as VPS16 core subunit of CORVET and HOPS complexes. Bases 84 to 2591 code for a protein of 835 amino acids. The record is from RefSeq and is a predicted model, not a curated record. Gene Ontology annotation, biological process: vacuole fusion, non-autophagic; intracellular protein transport; endosomal transport. Lineage: Eukaryota; Metazoa; Chordata; Actinopteri; Osteoglossiformes; Osteoglossidae. Gene Ontology annotation, molecular function: actin binding. The transcript is spliced from 24 exons. Gene Ontology annotation, cellular component: lysosomal membrane; HOPS complex; cytoplasm.
CAGUGAGGAGCACUUUUGCUGCUGGGCGCGUCUCGGCUUGGUGGGGUUCUUCGUGUGGAAGAGGACCCUUCGGCGCAGUGGCCAUGGCGUUUGUUACGGCCAACUGGAACCCGCUAGGAGACGCGUUCUACAGGAAGGUGGAGCUGUACGAGAUGGGCUGGAGCCUGAAGGAUGGCCUGCGGGACUGUCACGUGGCUGCCGCCCCUUACGGGGGGCCCAUCGCUGUCCUGAAGGAAUCCCAGCGCUGCUCGCCCAGUGUGCGUCCACAGCUGGACAUCUACACAGCCUCCGGAAUGCCCGUAGCUGCCUUCCCGUGGAAGAGUGGUGUGGUGAAACAGCUGGGCUGGACGGUGGGAGACGACCUCCUGUGUGUGCAGGAAGAUGGCACGGUGCUCGUCUAUGACCUCUUUGGCUCCUUCAAGAGACACUUCAGCAUGGGCAACGAACUUGUCCAGAGCCAUGUGCUUGAGGCCAAGGUAUUCCACUCGCCCUAUGGCACAGGCAUCGCUCUGCUCUCGGGCACCUUCAGGUUCAUUCUUGCUACAAACAUUGAGGACCUCAAGCUCCGGCGCCUGCCUGAAGUCCCAGGCCUGCAGGGGGCGCCCUCCUGCUGGGCCGUGCUUUCGCAGGACAGGCAGAGCAAGGUGCUGCUGGCCGCAGGGCCCGACUUAUACAUGCUGGACACGACUGCGUGCACACCGGUGAUUCCCCCAGGUCUUACUCCCCAGGCCAGCAGCAUUGUCCAUAUGGCAGUGUCCUUCAGCUAUAAGUACCUGGCCUUUUUCACAGACUCAGGCCACGUCUGGAUGGGCUCAGCAAACCUGAAGGACAAACUGGGUGAGGUGGAAACCAAGAUGAAGACCCCACCGAAACAGAUGGCCUGGUGUCGCAGGCCCAAGGGCCAGCAGCCCUCUGUGGUAGUCAUGUGGGAGAAGAACCUCCUCGUGGCUGGACAGUGUCAGGAGACUAUUCAGUAUCACCUGGAUGAAGACUCGGUUCUUGUUCCUGAGAUGGAUGGUGUGAGAAUUAUUAGUGGAAGUCACCAUGAGCUUCUUCAAGAAGUACCAGCGGCAUGUGAGGAGAUUUUCAAAAUAGCCUCCAUGGCUCCAGGUGCACUAUUGCUUGAGGCCAACAGAGAGUAUGAGAAGGAGAGCCAGAAGGCAGACGAGUACCUGAGGGAGAUCAAGGAGCAGGACCUGUUGGGAGAAGCAGUGAAGCAGUGUGUGGAGGCUGCAGGCUAUGAACAUGAGCCAGAGACACAGAAGAUGCUGCUGCGGGCGGCCUCCUUUGGGAAGUGUUUCCUUAGUAACUUCCGUCCAGAACUGUUUGUCCACAUGUGCCGAGACCUGCGUGUUCUGAACGCUGUUCGAGACUACACUGUUGGGAUCCCCCUCACACUUCCUCAGUACAAGCAGAUGACAGUGCAGGUACUGAUUGACAGGCUGGUGCACCGUAAACUCUACCCUCUGGCUUUUGAGAUCUGCCGCUACCUUAAGACCCCCGAGUACCAGGGAGUGAGCAGGGUGCUCAAGCACUGGGCCUGUUGCAAGGUACAACAGAAGGAGGAAGCCGACGAGGUCAUUGCUCGAGCGAUCAGUGUCAAGUUGGGGGAGACGGCAGGUAUCUCCUAUUCGGACAUCGCAGCAAAGGCAUAUGAGUGUGGCAGGACGGAGCUCGCCAUCAAGCUUCUGGAGUUUGAGCCUCGGUCAGGUGAGCAGGUGCCUUUACUGUUGAAGAUGAAGAGGAGCCAGCUUGCCCUCAGCAAGGCCAUUGAGAGUGGAGAUACCGACUUGGUGUACACAGUGGUUACGUACCUGAAGAAUGAAAUGAACCGCGGAGAUUUCUUCAUGACUCUCAGAAACCAGCCAGUCGCCCUGAGUCUUUACAGACAGUUCUGCAAGCAUCAGGAGCCGGAAACUCUGAAGGACCUUUUCAAUCAGGACGAUGACCACCAGGAGCUGGGAAACUUCUACGUGAGAGCCAGUUACCAGGAAGGCAAGCUGGAGACACGUGUAUCCCUACUCCAGAGUGCAGUGGAUGAAUACAACAAGGCCAAGAAUGAAUUUGCUGCUAAGGCUACGGAAGAGGAGAUCCGCCUGCUGCGGUUCCAGCGCCGUGUGGAGGAGGAGAAGGGUGAACGUGUCCUGGGCUGCUCCCUGCAUGACACACUACACUGCCUGCUGACCCUGGGCCUGCACAAGCAGGCUGAACAGCUCUACAAGGACUUCCGUGUCCCUGACAAGAGGUACUGGUGGCUUAAACUCACUGCUCUGGCAGAAAAAGAAGACUGGGAAGAACUGGAAAAAUUUGCAAAGAGCAAGAAAUCGCCCAUUGGAUACCUGCCUUUUGUAGAGGUUUGUGUGAAACACCUCAAUAAAUAUGAGGCCAAGAAAUAUGUGUCCAAAGUGACGCCAGAGCAGAAGGUGAAGGCACACUUAGCGGUGGGGGAUCUGGAAGGGGCAGCCGAGGCUGCCAUAGAGAGGCGCAGUGAAGGCGAGGUCAGCCUGGUUCUUUCGCGCUGUUCCGCAACUACUGACCGCACAAUUGUGGACCGUCUGAACCGUGCACGUGCUGCAGCUGCCAAGAAGUAGAUCUGUGUAACCCUUUCAAAACAAAACUCUUGAUUUAUGGCAAGGCAUUUUUAGACUCUAAUGAAGGCAGAAGGCACUGACGUGCCGUUAAUGUUACAUGAACGUACCGGUGCAGCACAGCAGGUACACUCUGAAAGCAAGGUUGUAUAUCAGGGAAAAGAUACUGCACUGCUAAUAACAUAAGGGUUGAAAUGCAGCUGUAUGCUUAUGCUGUAAUAUAUACAUUGCUUUAUGAAACUGCUCCUUUUCUCCUUUGAUAACAUUUUUAAUUUAAUUGCAUUGCAAUUGCAACUGUUCAUAUUAUAGUGUGAAAUCCUCUAGAACAGGGCUUCCUCCACAGUUUCAUUUAUGAAGUACAUUAAUCACAUUUUCCCGAUUAAUUUAAAUCAUUUCAUAAAGUGCAUUUAACUCCAAAUGUUGAAAGAUUUGUAUGUUUAAAGAGUAUAAUGGUUAUAUUUGGUUGUAAGUUGACAUGGCCUCUAA